CAGCAUCCCUGGUCCCAGUUGACUGUCAGCCGGCCGAGCCGGGGGUUGUUGCGUCGCGUCCCGUCCCGUCAGAACAGCAAGCCAACCCGUUGUCACACGUGCUUGUUGGAGCGUUUCCUGCGUCCAAGUUUCUCGUGUUGUGUUGUCGCGUCCCUUCGAGGAAGAAAUGGAGAAGGGACGGGAUUCUGCGAGCUCCGGCGAGGAAGAUGGCAGCGUCGGCCACGGCAGCGGCGUCGAAGACGAGGAGCACGAGGAGGCCGGAGCUGCCGGAGCCAACGCCAGCAGCGACGAGGACGGCGAUGAGCAGCACGCUGGUGAGGUUGAAGACGAAGGCGAGGACGAGAGCGAGGGAGAGGAACAUGACAGUGAGGGUGAUGGCGAGCGUGAGGAUGGCGAUGGUGGCACAGACGACCAAAAUGGCGAAGAGAUGGCGAACCUUGCCAUGUCCCCCAUUGAAAAGUCCCCCGUCAAAAGGGGCAGGGGUAGACCCCCGCGCGCUAAAGUUGCCCAGGUCGACGACGGUGCCAGUGAUGUUUCCGAUGAUGCUGGUCCACCUGUCAAAGCUAAAGGAAGAGCCAAGCAACCUGUCAAAGCCAAGCCGGUCAAGGAGAAGGCUGCUGCCGAAGCUAAGUCCAGGACCAAACGAACUGCAGUCAGUGCCAACGAAGAGACAUCCUCUGAAGCAGGACCUGCAAAAAAACCUCGAGCAGCCCCCAAGAAGAGAGGUGCUCAAAAGGACGCUGAUGCGGAAGAUGCGAAUGGGAAGCCCGGUAAGAAGACAACUGCCAGUAAGAAGAAUAGUCAAAAGGUCGAAGAAGAUUUGCAUGAUGCUGUUGAACCUACGAAACGAGGGAGAGGGCGACCCAAGAAGGAAGUUCAAGCAGACGAAGCGGAGAAACCAAAGAAAGAAGCUGAUGCACCUAAAAAGCGAAGAACAAAGAAGGAAAUUCUGGAAGAAGCCGCUCUAAAGGAGGGUGCUGCACCCAAGAAGCCUCAACAGCAAGAUCCUGAAGAUGCUGAUGUUCCUAAAAAGAAAGCACAGUCCAAGAAGGAAGAGACGGAAUCGAAAGCAUCUAAAAAGGGUCAAACGAAGAAGGAUGCCACAGAAAGUUUACCAGAGGCUGCUGAACCUAAGAAGAGAGGCCGACCAAAGAAAGUGGCUCAGGAGGAAGCUGAUGCCCCGGCACCACCGAAGAAAGGCCGAUCAAAGAAAGAAGUUCCAGAAGAGCCUGUGGUUGCGCCGCCUGCCAAAGCGAAAGCAACUCGAAAUGGCAAGACUAAGAUAGCCAUUGAGCACUGCAAAUCAUGACAAGUGUUUAAACGCCGUGCUGAUGAAGUAGUUAAUGCUCUUCGUCAGCAUUGCCCUGAGCUGGAAGCAGUGUACAACCCUGAGAAGCCUAGAAGGGGUGCAUUUGAAUUGCUUCUAGUUAGAGAUGAUGAGCCUGAUCUACUUUUAUGGAGCGGUAUCAAGAAGGGACCACCUCGCAAGGAGAAGUUUCCAGAUUUAGAAUUCAUUCAAGACCUUUUUAGUAAAGCUCUAAGUUCUGACAAUGCUAAGUGAACUGCUCUGUAUUGUUAGUAAUUCUUUGCUGGUUUGCACCAAUGUAUGACGUGAAUUAGGUAAAUGCUAAGGCACCCUACUUUACUGAGAUUUUUGUUGUAGACCAGGGGAGAAACUGUACUGAAAGGUGCUACUGCCUCACAUUAAUUUUACUUUCUGUACCAACUCUAUCAUUAUUUUAAUUUUAUUUACUUUUACAGUAGGAUUUGAGUUUCUUAUUUAAUUUUAAGUUUUGUUACGUGUGUUUCACCUUUCCAAUAAAUGUAAUCUUUCAACUUUCAA
Molecule: messenger RNA, 1843 nt
Organism: Thrips palmi
Lineage: Eukaryota; Metazoa; Arthropoda; Insecta; Thysanoptera; Thripidae
Product: neurofilament medium polypeptide-like
Exons: 5
Coding region: 167-1309 (380 amino acids)
Molecular function (GO): DNA binding
Source: RefSeq, a predicted model, not a curated record